This is a messenger RNA of Cooperia oncophora, 249 nucleotides long. NCBI's taxonomy places the organism in Eukaryota, Metazoa, Nematoda, Chromadorea, Rhabditida, Trichostrongylidae. The record is from the annotation of a GenBank genome assembly.
AUGAACCUCAAAGCAGCGGGAGCCGGUGUGCAGGGCACCCAUGGUAUGGGAAGAGACUCGAAAGAAAAGGUGAAGUCAGAUGGCAGAGUGAAAAAACGGCGAGAUGACGAUACAUUGAGGGAAGUCGGAAAUGUGAUGCCCGAAUAUGACUGCGAUAAGGACGACCCACAACCAAAGCAAGUCGACAAAACACAGGAUUCCGUUAAGCGUAUUACGAGCGCCGAAGUCGCUUUAACUCAAGACUCUUGA